This is a messenger RNA of Oryza sativa Japonica Group (Japanese rice), 834 nucleotides long. RefSeq names its product thaumatin-like protein. Gene Ontology annotation, cellular component: extracellular region. The record is from RefSeq and is a predicted model, not a curated record. NCBI's taxonomy places the organism in Eukaryota, Viridiplantae, Streptophyta, Magnoliopsida, Poales, Poaceae. Gene Ontology annotation, biological process: defense response.
UAGAUUUUGCAACACAGUACAAUAUUCAGACAAAAUCGUAGAUUUUUCAACACCAUGCCCAUCUAUAAAUACGCAUGAUCGAUUCCUAGCUCUCUUAAUUAACAAGCUAUACAAAUUAACACAAAGAUUAGAAGAAAGCAAGCAACAAUGGCGUCAGCUCCGGCCGCCUCUUCCGCAGUGCUCCUCGUCGUGGUCCUGGUGGCGAGCCUCGCCGCCGGCGGCGCCAACGCGGCGACCUUCACCAUCACCAACCGUUGCUCGUUCACGGUGUGGCCGGCGGCGACGCCGGUGGGCGGCGGCACGCAGCUGAACCCGGGGCAGACGUGGACCAUCAACGUGCCCGCCGGGACCAGCUCCGGCAGGGUGUGGGGCCGGACCGGGUGCAGCUUCGACGGCGCCGGCCGCGGCAGGUGCGCCACCGGCGACUGCGGCGGCGCGCUGUCGUGCAGGCUGUCCGGGCAGCCGCCGCUGACGCUGGCGGAGUUCACGCUGGGGACGUCCGGCGGCAACCGGGACUUCUACAACCUGUCGGUGAUCGACGGGUACAACGUCGCCAUGAGCUUCUCCUGCAGCUCCGGCGUGACGCUGACGUGCAGGGAGAGGAGCUGCCCGGACGCGUACCAGUACCCCUCCGACGAUUCCAAGCUGCGCUCCUGCAACGGCAACAGCAACUACCGAGUCGUCUUCUGCCCAUGAUUUCAUGCAUAUGAACCUACUACUAUAUAUAUACUUCUACUAAACUGUAUCAGGGAAAAUAAUAAGAACAUACAAUAAAACGAACGUGAUCCAGAAUUGCUAUAUGUCAUUCGAAUAAAAUUUGGGAAUGGAAUCUUA